AUGUACUACCCAACUUUGGAUCAGGUCCGCGCCCUGGCCGGACAGGGCAACCUGUGCCCGGUCUACCGCACCAUCAACGCCGACCUCGAAACUCCCGUGUCGGCCUACCUUAAGGUCGCGCGGCCGCCCUAUUCCUUCCUGCUGGAAUCGGUGGCCGGCGGCGAGCGCAUCGGCCGCUACAGUUUCAUCGGCACCGAGCCCUACGACGUUUUCAGCACCGGCGCCGACCAGCCCUCGGGCGCGGUCGACCCGCUGACCCUGGUGCAGCGGGAGAUGGACUCCUUUCAGCUUGUCCCCGUGGAGGGUCUGCCCCCGUUUCACGGUGGCGGAGUGGGCUACGUCGCCUAUGACGCGGUGCACUACUUCGAGCCUCGUGUUCCCAUGCUGGACGUCGACCCCCAGGGCCUGCCGGAAUCCGUGUUCAUGUUCACCGACACUCUGCUGGUGUUUGACCACCUGCGCCACGACAUCAAGGUGGUCAGCCAUGUCCGGCUGGACGGCGGCGACAUCGCUGAGGCCUAUGACGCGGCUACCGCCAAGGUCGAGCGCAUGGUGGACCGCCUCGCUCGGCCCCUGGAAAUCCCGCCCGAAUUGCUGGCAACACCGUCCCUCCCGGCCGGCGGCGAGACCCAGUCCAACUUCACCGUGCCCGAGUAUGAGGCCGUGAUCGACAAGUGCAUCGAGUACAUCUAUGCCGGCGACGUCAUCCAGGUGGUGAACUCCCAGCGGUUCAGCCGGCAUACCGACGCCCACCCCUUCCAGGUGUAUCGCGCCCUGCGCGGCAGCAACCCGUCCCCCUACAUGUACUACCUCGAUCUCAACGGUUUUCAGAUUGUCGGCGCUGCCAUCGAGACCGUGGCGACAGUCCAUGAUGGCACCGUUUCCACCCACCCCAUCGCCGGCACUCGUCCGCGGGGGCAGACCCCUACCGAAGAUGCCGCUCUCGAAGAGGAACUGAAGGGCAGCGAGAAACAGCAGGCCGAGCACAUCAUGCUGCUCGAUCUCGGCCGCAAUGACAUCGGCCGCGUCAGCAUCCCCGGCACCGUCAAAGUCACCCAGUACAUGGACGUGGAGCGUUUCUCCCACGUGAUGCACCUGGUGUCCCACGUGGACGGCCAGCUCCGGUCCGACAUGACCCCCUACGACGCCCUGCGCGCCUGCUUCCCCGCCGGCACCGUCUCCGGCGCGCCCAAGAUCCGUGCCAUGGAGAUCAUCGCCGAGGUGGAGCAGGAGCGACGCGGACCAUACGGCGGCGCGGUGGCCUACUUCAGCUACAACGGCAACAUGGAUACCGCCCUCGUGCUGCGCACCGGCGUCUUCAAGGACGGUGUCAUGUACGUGCAGGCCGGCGGCGGCGUGGUCGCCGACAGCAUUGCCGAGGAUGAAUACAUGGAGACCCGCCACAAAUCCGGCGCCAUGAUGCGCGCCAUCGACGUUGCGGAGGGCGCAGUCUAA
Messenger RNA from Geodia barretti, 1455 nucleotides. The record is from the annotation of a GenBank genome assembly. NCBI's taxonomy places the organism in Eukaryota, Metazoa, Porifera, Demospongiae, Tetractinellida, Geodiidae.